Molecule: messenger RNA, 978 nt
Organism: Capsella rubella
Lineage: Eukaryota; Viridiplantae; Streptophyta; Magnoliopsida; Brassicales; Brassicaceae
Exons: 1
Coding region: 26-811 (261 amino acids)
Molecular function (GO): nucleic acid binding
Source: RefSeq, a predicted model, not a curated record
UUGGUAUUUUCAACUCAUCAUCUCCAUGGGAAAGGAGGGCAAGACACUGAAGAGAUGCUCCACAUCCACCGAUGUUGAAGCAGAAGAUGGCAAGGGCACCAAGCCUUUGCAGAAAGCUGAGGGAGAGCUACUGACGGAUGUAAAUCCGAAGAAACGCAAGAAGAAAUCUAAGAGAAAGCAAACGAGUGAAGAUGAUUUGGAACCCAAGAAGAAGCUGGAAACACUCGAGAAGAAGGAGGAGAUGGUAAAAUUGAGGAAAUCUGUCGAAGAGAUGACUGAAACUAUGAAAAACCUGCAGGAGUUUCUCAUGGGAAAUACUGAUCUACCGGGGAUGUCAUUGAAGGAGAUGUUACUGACCAAGUCCCCUGAUACUUCAUCCAAGGAGGAAGAACCCCUAGAGAAAAAGGAGAAGUUGGCAACAUAUGAGUGCUGUUUUGAAACUGAAGAUUCAGAUGGAGGCCACGACGACUAUACUAUUUUAGCUAGGGGAUUGGAUACCCAUCGUGCCAGAGAUGAUAUGAAGAACGCAUUGAGGGAACAUUUCGAGUCAUUGGGAUGCCAAGUCAGCAGGGUUUUUGUUCCCAUAGAGUGUAAAACGGGUGCUCGCUUGGGAUUUGCUUUCAUUGAUGUGGAUGAGGGUGAUGUAGACAAGGCAUUAAGACAAGGUCCUGUGGGAGGUUGGUGUCUUACGCUGCGUGCAGAUCAAGAGGAAACCUACACAUUCCCCAACUUUAGAGGGUGUGAACAUUGUGGUACUUUUCUUUCGGAGCGCCGCAUGAAAAGAUUUCAAACUAGGGUCUGGCGGUGUUAGCCUCCACAACACUAUUGGUCCCUCUGCUACUUGUUUUAUAUAUCCUAUCACCAGAUGAAAGCUAGUUUUCUUAUUUUAUGUGUUAUCAGAAACUUAUAUUAUGACCUGUACGUACUAUUUAGUUGCAAAACUUCCGUUUUGAAUUUAUGCUUAAAUUUAUGAAAUCA